Messenger RNA from Ectocarpus siliculosus, 1421 nucleotides. The record is from the annotation of a GenBank genome assembly. Lineage: Eukaryota; Phaeophyceae; Ectocarpales; Ectocarpaceae.
AGAGGAUAGACUGAAAACUUACGUAGCUCACGGGACGCACUGGAGCUCACGAGAUGAUGUCUUCAGCCUGCUCGUGUGCUUCGUUGGCGGUCGUAGCGAUAGCAUGCGUCGUCUUGCCCGGCGAUGGCUUUGUUGCGAGAUCGCCAGCACCGCUCAUGAGGCAAGCCUCCCGGCACGUGCCAGCCGGGCGAAGUAGAUUAACGACAGCCGCCGCAUCGGGCCGAAGAACGACGAAGAUGGCUGGCGAUCUCGAUGAAACGAAAGGAGUCACCGUGGACCUAGCGGAAUACAAGGGUGGGGCGGUUACUGUGCGGGUGCCGCUCAUCGAGAUCACCGAAGCGCAGGUGGAGGCGGCCUUGCAGAAGUCGAAAAAGCCGUACAAGCUUAUCCCGGUCCGGUUCGUCGAGGAGGGGGGUACGAAGAUGGGCCACACGGUCAUCAUGAACUGGGACGCCAAGGUCGACGGCCGGCCCGUCCCUGGCGCUAAGAAGGAGAACUUCGAGCUAGAAUUCAAGGAGGGACACCCCGAGCCGUGGGCAACGUUUGCGACGAAAAUGGCCGUCGGUAUGGGACAAAUGGAGACCAAGGUCUUCCCGGCAACCUUCCCGGAAGACUUCGAGAUCGAGGGCUUGAGGGGCAAGCAGGCGUUGGUCCAGGCUGUGGUGAAGAACAUCGCCAGGAAGGAGGUCAAGGAACCCGAGACCAGGAGCGACGACGAGGUCAGGGCCGCUCUGCGGGUGAAGGGGGAGCAGACCGUGAAGAACCGCACCGACAAGGCCGUGGACGAGGCUGUGAAGAAGUUCCUCCUGAGUUCUUGCAACGUCAACGCCGAUAAGGUCUUGAACGCUGUGUCGUGGGCGAAGUUCGGGGAGCAAUCGACACUAGACUUCAAGUGGAACUGUAUCAAGGAGAAGAUCGCUGUUGCUGAGGGCAUCGAGCCUCGCGCAGUGGUGGAGUUCCUGCGAGAUGAAGCCGAAGUGAUUCUCAUGGAGAAGUAAAGCCAAGCACUUUUUGCAAACGAUACACAGGGUCGUAUUGCGUGCCGCUUCCUCUUCGCUACUAUUCUCGGAAUUGGAGCCCACCUUUUUUGUGCACUCCAAAGGCCUCCUGUGUCACCCACGAGGAUUGUUCGUUCUGGCAUUCUCCCAAACGGCUUGUUUCUUGAGAUGGCAUCGUUUUGGCACCCGGCGAACACCUCGUUUGCGGGGGGGGUGCUGCUAUGGAUUUCGGUAGUACGCGUAGACCCUGUCCGGUUUAGAAAGUCAUGACACGCGGCAUUGUAGAGUGGUCGAGAGGUCUCGUCAGCUCCUACGGAGGAGGACAAUUUUGAGUGUUUUGGACCGAGCCCUAGCUGAUCCAGCUGGGAUUUUGAUCUGUAUGUUCUCGGUACCUCAUAGAAGAAGAAGAAAAAGAGCAGAUGG